CGGAGCGCUCCGGGCGCGGGGUCCUCCAGCCGCAGGCAGCGGUGCGGCGGUCCCUGAGCUGCAGGGGGGACGCUCAGGCCGCGGUGAGCCUCGGUGGCUGUGCUGGGCGCUCGGUGGGGACUGAGUCCCGCACGGCGGGCAGCAGUGAGCCCCGUUACGCGCCGCUCUGAACUUGUGCUUAGCACCUCUUCUUUACGGGGCGGAGGUAAAAAGCAGCUGAGCUGAAGUAAGCGAAGUCCAGUUAAAGCUGUUUGGAUUGACGAGUGGUACAGCAGAGCUAAUAGCUCUCAGAAGCCGAAGCUGCUGUUUUUUAGCUGCUGGACACCAGUGUAAAGCACGGUGAUGAAACCUGUGUGGAAAACCUACUCUGUGAGGUGACAGCAGUCUUUUAUCAGGGUGCUGUUUGGCUGCUGGCUCGGGAUGUAACUGCAGUUCCAGGUGGCUGAAAGCGUGACUUCACAAAGUACAAGAGGCCUUCCGUACACAGAGUUUGAUAGCCUGUCGUUCCCAUGUGUGAGCGUAUUUCAAAACCCAAUUCUCUUUAUCAGCACAAGGCAAAGCGCUGGAAAGAGAUGAUCCCUCUGAGCUCUUGAUGUUUCUUCUGGUGGGGGCUCCAAAAGCAAACACCUCCCAGAGCAAUGUGGUAGAAGGGGGUCAGGUGCUGCAAUGUAACUGGAAUUCCAACAGGAACUGCCAGCCCAUCAUCUUCGACUCCACAGGAAACAGAGAUUUUGCUCCUGAUGAUCCACUGGAAUUUAAGUCUCAUCAGUGGUUUGGAGCAUCUGUGAGAUCCAAAAAUGAUAAAAUUCUGGCUUGUGCCCCAUUGUAUCACUGGAGAACUGAAACAAAACAAGAGCGAGAGCCUGUGGGGACUUGUUACCUGUUUGAUGGAUCUAAAUCUGUGGAAUAUGCACCCUGCAGGUCGACUACCAUUGAUGCAGAUGGGCAAGGAUUUUGCCAAGGUGGAUUUAGUAUUGACUUCACAAAGGGAGACAGAGUCCUGCUUGGAGGACCUGGCAGUUUUUACUGGCAAGGCCAGCUCAUUUCUGAUCGAGUGGCAGAGAUUUUGGCUAAAUAUGACUCCAAAGUCUACAGUACAAAAUAUGACGACCAGUUAGCAACCAGACCUGCUAGUGCUGCUUUUGAUGACAGCUACUUGGGUUAUUCUGUGGCUGUUGGAGACUUCAGUGGUGAUGGCAUAGAAGACUUUGUAUCAGGAGUCCCAAGAGCAGCAAGAACUCUAGGCAUGGUGUCUAUCUACAAUGGGAAAAACAUGUCUUCCAUGUACAACUUCACUGGAGAGCAGAUGGCUGCUUAUUUUGGCUAUUCAGUGGCUACUACAGACAUUAAUGGGGACGAUUACACAGAUUUGUUUAUUGGAGCCCCCCUUUUUAUGGAUCGAGGUUCUGAUGGGAAACUUCAAGAGGUCGGCCAAGUUUCCAUUUGUCUUCAAAGAGCUUCUGGAGGGUUUCAGAUUGCAAAGCUGAAUGGUUUUGAGAUAUUUGCAAGAUUCGGCAGUGCUAUUGCACCUCUGGGUGAUCUAGACCAGGAUGGCUUUAAUGAUAUUGCAGUAGCUGCACCGUACGGUGGAGAGGACAAGAGAGGACUUGUCUAUAUCUACAAUGGAAGAGCAACUGGUUUGAAUGCAGUCCCAUCACAAAUUCUUGAAGGGCAGUGGGCUGCUCGUACUAUGCCACCCAGCUUUGGGUACUCGCUGAAAGGAGCCACAGACGUGGACAAAAAUGGAUAUCCAGACUUGAUUGUUGGAGCCUUUGGUGUUGAUACAGCUGUUUUGUAUAGGGCCAGACCAGUUAUUAGAGUGAAUGCUGCCCUUGAAGUUAAUCCAACCAUUCUAAACCCAGAAAACAAAGCUUGUUCACUGGCAGAUGUAAAAGUUUCAUGCUUCAAAGUAAAGUUCUGCUUAAAAGCAGAUGGCAAAGGAAAGCUCCCUAGUUCUCUCAAUUUUCAAGUGGAGCUGCUGUUGGAUAAACUGAAGCAAAAAGGAGCUAUAAGGAGAGCUCUCUUUCUCCACAGCAAACAGCCUAGCCACUCCAAGAACAUGACUAUUACAAAGGGAGGCAAAAUGAAUUGUGAAGAACUUGAUGCUUUUCUGAGGGAUGAAUCUGAAUUUAGAGACAAAUUAACUCCCAUUACAAUUUUUAUGGAAUAUCGUCUUGAUUACAAAACAGCUGUAGAUGCAACAGGAUUGCAUCCUAUCCUCAACCAGUUCAUCCCUGCUAAUAUGAGCAGACAGGCACACAUUCUGCUGGAUUGUGGUGAGGAUAAUAUCUGCAAACCAAAGCUGGAGGUUUCAGUAAGAAGUGAUCAGAAGAAGAUCUACAUUGGUGAUGACAAUCCCUUAACACUGAUUGUCACUGCUGAGAAUCAAGGGGAAGGAGCCUAUGAAGCAGAGCUCUUUGUCAUUGUUCCGCCUCAAGCAGAUUUCAUUGGUGUUGUUCGGAAUAACGAGGCUCUAGCAAGACUGUCGUGUGCAUUUAAAACUGAGAAUCAAACUCGCAUGGUGGUUUGUGACCUGGGAAAUCCCAUGAAAGCAGGAACUAAGCUAUUAGCUGGCCUGCGUUUCAGUGUGCACCAGCAAUCCGAAAUGGAUACCUCUGUGAAGUUUGACUUGCAGAUCCGAAGUUCCAAUCUGUUUGACAAUCUAAGUCCUGUAGCAUUCUAUCAGGUUGACCUUGCCAUUUCAGCAGCUGUUGAAAUUAGAGGCGUGUCAUCUCCUGAUCACAUAUUCCUUCCUAUUGCAAAUUGGCAGCCCAAGGAGAAUCCUGAAACAGAAGAUGAUAUAGGGCCUCUAGUUCAGCAUAUCUAUGAGCUGAGAAACAAUGGCCCAAGUGCUUUCAGCAAGGUGAUGAUGACUCUGCAGUGGCCUUACAAAUACAAAAACUAUACACUCUUGUAUAUUGUUCAAUAUGACAUUGAUGGUCCCAUGAACUGCACUUCUGAUAUGGAGAUCAAUCCACUGAAAAUUAAGAUUUCUGCUCCUAAAGAGGAUGAAAAGAAUGAAACGUUUAGCAGGGAAGAUAACCGCAAUCAUCGUAUCAGUCGGAGAGAUUUAACUGCCAUUGAAGGAGACGUGCAAACCUUGGGCUGUGGAAAUGCUGAUUGUUUAAAGAUAGUCUGCCAAGUUGGCCACCUGGAGAGGGGGAAGAGUGCAAUAUUGUAUUUAAAGUCAAGACUUUGGACCCAAACUUUCAUGAAUAAAGAAAAUCAGAAUCACUCCUAUUCCCUUCAAUCAUCUGCUUCGUUCAAUGUAAUAGAGUUCCCUUACAAGAACCUUUCUUUUGAAGAUAUUCACAAUUCUACAGUGGUUACUACAAAUAUUACAUGGGGCAUUCAACCACAGCCUAUGCCUGUGCCAGUGUGGGUUAUAAUUUUAGCUGUCCUAGCAGGAUUAUUGCUCUUGGCUGUUCUAGUGCUCGUUAUGUACAGGAUGGGCUUUUUCAAACGUGUGAGACCACCUCAAGAAGAACAAGAAAGAGAACAGCUGCAGCCACAUGAAAAUGGGGAAGGUACAUCAGAAGCUUAAGCAGAGUUUUAUCUGUAAGACAUUCUAAAACUUAAAAAUGCCUACAUCUUAGUUACAAAUACAGGCUUCCCCCUUAAGGACAAAAACACUCAUGACUGCAAGGAUGAUGGUGUCAGGAGAUAUCAGCACAUACAUAAAUAAGAGCAAUAUAUUUAAAUCCUCAUUUUUGUAUUAAUCAUGUCCAUACAUGUGACUAACACGUCUGCACUGAUCUGUGUGUGAAAACCGUUAAGUAAAAUGUAGUGCUAUGAGUUUGCUUAUUGGGAUGUAGGAGACAUGUUUUUAACAGACCGACUUUAUAUGAGCUACUACAGACUCUUCACACAGCUGAACCCAACAGCUUCCAUAGAUACUUGAAAGAUUACAUUUUGUUUCUAUAGAUACUUGUUUUUGUACACUACAGUUUGUUUCCCAGCUCUUGAAAGCUAGUUGCACAAAAAUGAUCACGGCUUGUUUUACAAAACUCAACAAUAUUCCUUGACUCAUUAACUCUGCUGGGGAUUUCCCUCUUGCUCAAAAAACCACAAAAAAGAUUCUUCAGUGGACUCACAGAUGUGAUACCUGUUGUGCACUCUCUCCUGUCUAGUCGUUUGUCUUGAGUUAUCCUCUAAAUGUUACAGAUACUGUUCUCCAGGCCUGAGAUACGUUAUGAGAGGGGUAGAGCCUACACCAUGGGAGGGGUAGAGGGCUGGAGAUGAUCUACUUGCUAUAUGGGACCUAGCGAAAAUAUUAAGGACAAGAUCCAAAGACUGUGCUAUGUAUUUCUAUGCAGCAAGAUCCAUUUGUCCCAAAGUGUCUUGGCAGCAUGGUGCCUUUUAGGAAUGACCAGGGACAAGAUCUUGGACUGUGGCUGCCCACAGACAUGUCUGAUGAGAAAACCUUUCUCCAAAGAUCAAACCUCCACAGGGUUUGGAGUCUGAGUGUGUAUGUUACUUGGGCUGAGUUAAAGUUUCUGGCAAAGCAAUGGACGUUGGUUACCUGAGUGACAGUUUACCUGAUGCGCCCUGGAGAAGAUGUUAAUAAUUCUCACAUUCCAUAGUUGACUACAUCCAAGUGCAGGAUAUAGUGAUAACAGGGAUGGUUUAAACUACACUGUGUAUCAGCCAAAUAUAUCUAGAUUACAUCAGUACUUUAGCCUCACUUUCACCUACCCUAAUAGAGUAGUGAGCUUGUCAAAUGAAGCAGAGUAUAGCUGGCAAAGUGAAAAGGUUUUAAAAGAGAAGGUUGAGUUGGCUUGUUCCAGUUCAUUCAUUCAUCGUACAUUUGAUUGCACAAAAGAUAUUUAAUUAUGUUCAAUACAUUUCAUUGCCAGAAGAGAGACUAUUUCAUAUCACUGCUGGUUUAUACACAUACAAAAAUGUGAGUGGGUUCAAGCCAUUGGUUUUUGCUAUUCUUAGCUUAAUUCUCUCAUUAUUGGUCUACUAAAGUGAAACCUCAUAUACGUAUGAGAGCACACAAAAUAUCUGUAUGCAUUUCAGUAAGUAAGUGCAAAUUAAGCAGGUAUUUAGCACACAUGUAGCUGUGCUGCACAAAGCUUAGAGUGGACAUACUUAAACUGGUAGAAAGAUGCCUUAAAUGAGAUUUGUUUAUUCUCUACUCUGAAAAAGAAUGCAGCCACAUACAGAAAGAAACAUUCCUACUCUAAUUAUCCUGAUGUGGUUUCUGUGUGUGUAUUUAAAAAAAAAAAAAAAAGGUUGGCAGAGGGACAAAAACUUGUUUUGUAAUCUGUGGUAUUCAUUCACAUCUGCAUCUCUUCCAUAAAUGCUGCAAUGUCCAGUAAAGCCAGAAUUACCUGAAAUGAACAGUUUGAUUUGACUCUCAUUUCUGCCUCCUUUCUGAGAUACAAUCCACAAAUGGCUUUCUUUGUUAAGUCCAUUUUUAGUCACUAGACCAUGAUGGCGUUUGAGUCAUUAAGGGAGACAGCAAGAAGGCUGUGAGGGCCAGUUUGUAUAUCACAUCAUGGCUUGUAUAUUUUUCCAUGUAUAUGUUUUUAUUUUAAACUAGUUUAGAUAUAAUUAGUUUGAGACAAUAUAGGGCAAAAUUCUGUUUUCACUGAAUUUUUCAGGUCUUUCUUGUGACCAAAGUCAUUCUUUUGCGUUUGCUUCUAGCAUUGUUACUAGUAAUAUAGUAAGGAAUUGGGAGUCAGGCUUUGAUCCUGGCCUCAGAAUGUGACUUUUAUAAAACACAACCGUAGUUACUUACACAGGCUUCUAUUUCUCACACCUCAUCAAUUUACUAUCUGUGCAAGAAGAUUGUUUUUAAUCUUAGUAGGUUAAGAGGUUUAAGGGACUGCCAGACAGACCAAUAGCUCUAAUUCUUGUGUGUUUUUUCCUUACGUGUACAUACCAGGUUGACUUGAAAUUUAGUAGACUACUUGCAUAUCUAGGCACUAUAAGGAGAUGAGGAGGAAAAAAAAACCACAAAAAAAAAAAAACAUGGUCAAGAUAUCUUCAGCUGACAUGGAAGGGAUUUUGUAGCCCUGUUUAUGUCAGUGCUAACUAUGUCUUAAUUUCACUGUGGCAACUGGAAAAUCAUUUUACUGUUCUUCAAAAUAAAGAGGUACAUUUUGUUGGUACAUCUACUGUAGCUAUGGAAAGUUUCUUCUGUUUACUGAAGUUACAUAAAAGACUUAUUUAAAUGAUUUUUAUUUUGACAUACUAUCUGAGAAUAAAUGCAAACAGUUACUUCUCCCACAUCCACUAAUUUCCAAUCUGAUUGGUUAAAGAAAGAAAAGUAACAACAUAAGUGGAGCACACAGGUAUCUUGGUGAACAUAAAUGGUCAUAAGAUCCCAAAUUCACUUUAAAGUGACAUUAUUCUUUUAGGAGGGUUCUGAACACAACACUUUUCUGAAGGGAUGUACAAGCAGUCUUUGGUUUUGCAUUUUAGUUUUGGUAGUACAAUUAAAGAAAAUAUAUGUAUAUGCACUUGUGUCACUAUAAAUUUUAUAGUGGCGUACAGGCAUUGAUGUAUUCUUAUAGCACAUAUUUUAGAGAGAUGUUAAAACUUUUAAAUUAACUUUAAAAAAGUAUUUUGGAAUGAAAUGAAUGCCCUUGAGUCAAAACUAAUGCAAAUAAGAUACAUACUGCAAGCAUUAAAAAAAAAAAAAGCCAACACAAAUACAGUAUCAGAUAAUUGACUUGGCCUUCCUUAAGAGAGAGUUAUGUUUCAGAAGCAUAAUUUUUAUGUAUAUAAUAUCAGCAAUUAUGUUAGCCAAUGAAAAUGUUUUCAAGUGCUAUAUCUUUAUAAUGAAAUAUGAAAUUCUGUAUCUGUUCUAGUUUACAAUUAUUGCACCAUCUCAUGAUACAUAACAGAGGGUGAUUUAUAUUUAAAGUGCAUACUGUCUGGUAUAACAUUUGACAGUAUUGAGGAAAUGUAAAGAGAAGAAUGUAAUUGAUAGGUCGUUUCUUUCAAGAAACACUACCAAAUUGAGAUAGCUUUCGUUUAAAGAUGACUGCUUAUUGUUCUAAAUUUUGAUCUACAUGAUUCAUGCAAUGCUUAUGAAACUCUCAGAAAGUUUAUUAUACAUGUACUUUUUAAAAACACAUUUAUUCCAAGUGAAGGCUUCAAUGUUCAUAUGUUUCUAAAUUUGUGCCUGCGGUUAAGUAGUCAUUUAGCUGAACUCUUGUGGGUAUUUAAAAAAUAUUUUAGCUGUAAUCAGCAUGUUCUUGGUCCUUCAAAGGAUUCACGUUGCACUUCAAUGUACUGCAACACUGAGCUCUGCUGAUGGUUACCCAUAGGCCCUGCAGUAUUUUUCCUGUACUGUCCCAAAUAGUCAACAACGGAUCAAGAUUACACUGGUGAAAAUCCAGUUAGUUUUUUUUGGUCUGUGUUAAGGCCUAUUCCACAGUCCAAUGAAGUAACACAAAACCUGACAUUCACCUUUCAAUUAUACUCUUGGAGUUAAAUGUUAUUGACAGUUAAUGAGGAAGAAAAAAUAAAGGAAUUUAUGAAAUGAAAAUGGAAGUCCAGUAUAAAAAGUAAUUGGCAAAGCACAGAUGAGCGUUACAGUAAAGGGAGAGCUUUUUGUUUGCUUACUUGAGUGAUGGGAUGAACCCAUAAGUAGUGGCAGUGGCCUUUUAUUACAAACAAAUGGCACACGUUGGAGCAUGAUUCCAUGCUGACCUCUGCUGAUUCUCACUGAUGGGAGAGGGAUCUGAGCUCUUUGGUACCGAAUCUCUAGCUUCUAAUUCCCAAGUGCAAUAUAACAUGAUCGGAACUAGUUCACUGCCAAGUUGUCUGGUUUCCUUUGUCUAGGAAGGGAUGUAGCAUUUGUUGACUUGCAGUGGUCAAUAUUUUGAAGAACUUUAACAAAACUAGUGUGAUGAAAUGACACGAUAAAUGAAUGGUGUAGCAAGAUGUUGAUCACUCACGUUGGGUGAAACAAGAUGUAUAUUCUAAACUGUAUCCAUUACUAACUGUUGAAUUAUUGAGAAUUGGUACAAUAUUCUUUAAGCCCACUGUUGAAAACAUGACUAGAGACUGUAAAAUAAUGGGUUUGAGUCUGUAGUGCUACUGCUAUUUCAUAGAAAGUUGGUCAUUUUUUUUUCCAUUGUGUAGAAGUUUUAAAUAAUAACCCGAGGAACUUAGCAUUACACGCAGUGACCUCUCCAGAUACACUUCAUUAAGAUUGAGUAACUUGACCUUUGGCUUUUGUAAAGUAAAUGAAGAACUGAUGUAGCAUUUCAAACUCUUCAAAAACAUCUUCAAAAGAUGGUUUCAGGUUUAGGUGGCCCUUUCUAGUCCAGGAAGGCAACUGGUAUUUGCUAUGAUAUAAAUAUGUUGAAAAUGUAACGUUGUAUUUCUUGGUAAUAGAAUUUUUGAAUUGAUUUUUUGCUCGUGCAUUAAAUCAUUAUAGCAUUGUUUGCACAGGCAGAAAAUUAACAUACUAAUGAGACUGCUGCGUUUUGGGUUUCUUAGUUAUGUAGUAAAUAUUUGUAAUGAAUGGGAAUAUUUUCAGUAACUAUGAACUUGUUUCCAAGGCCUUCGGUACAUUUAAAGAGAGCAAUAUACAUUUGAAGUCACCUUAUUUUUAUUAAGUUAUAAACCUUGCAAAAAAUGUGGGUAUUAUAGCACAGUAAUUUUGUACUGAUAUCAAAAAAUAGCUAUUAAGCUAUGGUUUACUUUUCAAUGCAUUCUUUUCAUCUUAAUUGAAAAUUGAUUUUAUUAGGUUGUAUUUUUCUAUAUGUGUAUUCAAUUUCAAAAUAUUGUUGGAUAACCUGUUUGAAAAAAUGUAUUUUGAGUUGAUUUUGAUGUUAAGAAUUUUGGAAUAAAAUACCUCUUAACUAA
Molecule: messenger RNA, 8832 nt
Organism: Gallus gallus (chicken)
Lineage: Eukaryota; Metazoa; Chordata; Aves; Galliformes; Phasianidae
Gene: ITGAV
Product: integrin subunit alpha V
Exons: 30
Coding region: 593-3544 (983 amino acids)
Biological process (GO): cell adhesion mediated by integrin; cell-matrix adhesion; cell-cell adhesion
Cellular component (GO): integrin complex; external side of plasma membrane
Molecular function (GO): integrin binding
Source: RefSeq, a predicted model, not a curated record